This is a messenger RNA of Closterium sp. Naga37s-1, 378 nucleotides long. The record is from the annotation of a GenBank genome assembly. Lineage: Eukaryota; Viridiplantae; Streptophyta; Zygnematophyceae; Desmidiales; Closteriaceae.
AUGCCCUACCGUGCUUCACUACCCUGCCUCGCUCCCCUGCUCGCCGUGGCUCCCGUGGCUGCACGUGGUUGCCAUAUCGCCCGCAGUGCCACGAACGACAAAGCGGUGAUGGGUUUGAGCGCCAUUCUUUCCCUGUCUCACUCAUCUCUCAUCUCAUUCAUCUCUUAUCUCAUUCAUCUCUUCUCUCACUCGUUCUCUCACUCGUCUCGUCCCUCAUUCAUCUCUUUCUUUCUUCUUUCUCACUCGCACACAAUCUCCCUCGAGCAAGCCAAGACGGUGGUGGUGGGUGAGGGGGGCAUGAACCCAUGGAGCGAGUGGUGCAUGCGGGUCUGGAAAAAGCCAGUGUUGCGAGUGGGGGACUCUCUUGUCUUCAAGUAG